GAUAAAUGGGAUUAUCUGGCGAGAGAUUCCCAUUUUCUUGGUAUCGGAAAAUCCUUUGAUCACGAAAGAAUAAUGAAAAUGUCCAAAGUAAUAGAUGGUGAAAUAUGCUACAGAGACAAAACUCUUGAUAAUUUCUAUGAUAUGUUUUAUUCACGAUAUCGAUUACAUAAAACGGCUUACCAACACAAAACUGUUCUUCUGUUUAACAAACUACUUGGCGAAGCCUUCAAAUCCGCAGAUAAACACCUGAAAAUUUUCGAAAAGGUUGACGAUAUGGAAAUAUUUACUUAUUUUACUGAUAGUAUUUUUGAGGAGAUAUUAAAGGAUAAGAAUAAUGAAGAUCUCAAAGAGGCUCGGAAUAAAUUGAAGGAUAUAAUCUAUCGAUCUUAUAAGUACAAAAGGGAUGGAAAAAAACAAGACGGAGAAAUAUUCUGUGACGCCAGUAUUAAUUAUGGAGCUGGAGAAGGAAAUCCAUUAGAGAUAAUACCAUUUUAUAAUAAGCUUGAGAGCGGAUCAUUGAAAUAUACAUCAACUAAAAGAGUUCGACUAGAAGAGAUGCUUUUACUUCCAAAGAAAUUUUGUUUGAAUAUCAGAUAUCAUUUUGAAAAGAAAAGUGAAAAUGCAUAAAAAAGAAAGUCAGAAAAUAAAAAUGAAUCAUUAAAAAAAAAGCGCAAUAAUUAAUGAGAAAUAAUUUUAAAAAAAGGAUGGAUUAUUCCUUUCUACUAUAGGAACAAGGCCGGUAAUUUGACGGAGGGCGUAAGUCGGCUAUAUGGAUUCCAGUAAGCAACUGGUACUUAAUUUAUUGAUCCCCGAAAGGAUGAAAGGCA
Octopus bimaculoides (California two-spot octopus) is the source of this 827-nucleotide messenger RNA. RefSeq names its product deoxynucleoside triphosphate triphosphohydrolase SAMHD1. NCBI's taxonomy places the organism in Eukaryota, Metazoa, Mollusca, Cephalopoda, Octopoda, Octopodidae. The record is from RefSeq and is a predicted model, not a curated record. Gene Ontology annotation, cellular component: nucleus. Gene Ontology annotation, molecular function: dGTPase activity. Gene Ontology annotation, biological process: dGTP catabolic process.